CUAACAUUAGCACGAGUCUAGUUCUUACUUCUGACGUUACCCUGCAAAUAUUUUAUUUUGUAACUUAUGGUAUUUCAGUGAUAUAUGCAUCGUUACGAUGUGUUUUCAUAUGCUUUAAGAGAGUAGUUAGCGCACUACAAAGCUAACAUUAGCUUGCACCACAAAGCUAACGGGAGGUUGCUUCGUAAGAACUAGGCUAUGACCUACAGGAACUUAUUUAGCUCCUGCUAGCCGGCUAUGUUAGCAUUCGUAGAAAAAGCUUGGCGAACCUUUAUCAUUUGCCUUCUUGCUUUGUUGGAAUUAUACAUCUGACUGUGGUAAACGUUUCAUCGUAGGAUUAUGGCGCCCCGCGUACAGCUUGAGAAAGCAGCUUGGCGUUGGGUCGAAACAGUGAAACCAGAAGAAAUAAGGCUGGAACAUAUCGAGCUAGCAUAUCGCAUCCGUCUCCCGGCCUGUAAGAGAGGAACCUGCAGGAGGAACUGCAAAGGAAAUCCUAACUGUCUUGUGGGUAUUGGUGAACAUGCUUGGCUGGGGGAGAUUGAUGAAAAUGCUUUCCACAAUAUCGAUGACCCAAAUUCAGAACGUAGAGACAAGAACACAUUUGUCGGCCUGACCAACCUCGGUGCCACAUGUUAUGUUAACACAUUCCUGCAAGUGUGGUUCCACAACCUGGAGCUGCGUCGGAGCCUCUAUCAGUGCCACAAUUUGCGAGCACAGGAACACAACAUUAAAUCUGAUUACGAGCCCCAGUCAAUCUGUGAGCAUCUGCAGUAUUUAUUUGCUCUUCUGCAAAAUAGCAACAGAAAGUACAUCGAUCCUUCAGGGUUGGUCAAAGCACUGGGCCUGGACACAGGACAACAACAGGAUGCCCAGGAGUUUUCAAAGCUCUUCUUGUCUCUGUUGGAGGAUACACUGUCCAAGCAGAAGAACCCCAGCCUGCAGAAUGUUAUCCAGCAGCAGUUCUGUGGACAGUUCUCCUAUGUUACCAUGUGUAACCAGUGUGGACGAUCGUCUGCACUGCCAUCCCGAUUCUAUGAGCUGGAGCUCAACAUCCAGGGCCACAAGAACAUCACUGAGUGUGUCACAGAGUUCUUGAAGGAGGAGAAGUUGGAAGGGGAGAACCGCUACUUCUGUGAGUGCUGUCAGAGUAAACAGAAUGCCACCCGGAGGAUCAGACUGCACAGCCUUCCUCCAACCCUCAACCUGCAGCUCAUGCGAUUUGUCUUUGAUAGACAAACGGGACACAAGAAAAAGCUCAACACUUUCAUAAGUUUUCCAGAGCAACUAGACAUGGGACCUUUCUUGGAAGGAAAACAAGACCAGAAGUGUGUUUAUGAGCUGAGUGCAGUGCUGAUCCAUCGGGGAAUCAGUGCCUACUCUGGCCACUACAUUGCUCAUGUGAAAGACGCUCGUACUGGCGACUGGUACAAAUUCAAUGACGAGGAAAUCGAGAAAAUGGAAGGCAAGAAGCUCCAGCUUGGUAUUGAGGAGGACAUCGCCGAGACAGUGAAAUCCCAGACAAGAAAGCCAAAGUGCAGUAAAGGCUACCACUGCUCCAGAAAUGCAUACAUGCUUGUGUAUAAGGUCCAAGAAGAGGAGAGCUUAGAUCCCUCUCGGACCAACGUUGAGGUGCCAGCUUUCCUUCAGAGGUUGGUAGACCAAGACAACCAUAAAUUUGAAGAGUGGUGUAAUGAGAUGGCAGACAUGAGAAAACAGAGCGUGGAUAAGGGCAAGGCCAAACAUGAAGAGGUGAAGGAGCUCUACGAGCUUUUACCUGCAAGAGACGGCGAGCAAUAUGAGUUUAUCCCCCUGGACUGGCUGAAGAAGUGGCUUGAUGACUCCACUGCCACAAAAGAAAUUGACUGCUCCUUGUUCCUGUGCUCUCACGGCAAGUUACAUCCGGACAAGGUGGGAGAUUCCAAGAGGGUUUCCCUGCAAGCUGCACAACUCCUUUACGAGCGUUACGGUGGAGGGCCAAGACUGGACGCCUCGUCUCUGUGCAGAGACUGUGUUAGCCAGCGAUGCAGAGUGCUUCGGCUAAAGAACCAGCUCAACGAAGACUUCAAGGAAGUGUCCAAUCUGGUCAAACGAACACUCAGUGGGGAGGGCUACUGGGUGGGCAAAGCAUCUCUGCGUGGCUGGAGGCAGCUGGCUUUGGAACAGCUGGAAGAGGAUGAACAUGAAACCAAACACAGCAAUGGCCAGACCAAUGGACAGGGACCACACACUAACAACAUCAAAGAGUUCGGCUCCGAGCUCUCAGAGGGCACAGAGGAGGAGAUGAAGACUUUUAAUGAAGACAUCAUCUGCAGUCAUGGAGGUCUGAGUAUUCUAGAGACGGAACGGAAGCUUGUAUCCUCUGACGUUUGGACCAAGCUGAGGGAAUACUUCCCCAAAGCUCCAGAAUUUACUCAAAACCAAGAACCCUGUCAGCAGUGUCUGACAUUAGAGCAGGAGGAGAAGGACAAUGAGGCUGUCAGUAAAAUGAUGGCCCUCGACCAGAAGAACCAGCUGCUCAACCUCUUCCAUGAGAAGAACCGGCCAACACUCACAAAGUGGCCCCAGGGUACAGAUGUACUUUACAUAGUCCCUCUGUUUUUUGUGGAUGAGUGGAGAAAAUUCAUCAGGAGGCCCACAAAAUCCUCUCCAGUGUCUAAUGUGGGCAACACUCUGCUGCUCUGUCCUCACGGAGGCUUCAUGUUCACCUACGACUCCCUGAUCAAUGGAGACGCACAACAUAUAGCUCUACUCUGGCCCAACGAAUGGGAUGUGAUCAGCAGACUCUUCAUUGUAGACCAGCCAAUCUCCCUCCACUGCUUCAGACAGACCACACCUACUGGUUCCACCACCCAAUACACCACCCAGCCUGAUCUGUGUUGGGAGUGUAGAGAGAGCUUCCUUUUCCAGCAGCAGAGGGACCUCAGAGAGUACACCCAAGCAACCAUCUACAUCCGCAAAGUCAUAGAAGACAAGAGGAUGGUAAAGGAGGCAGCUCCAGAGCUAAACGCCAGCAGCUCUGAGGCAGAGGAGGAGAAGGAAGAACAUCCAAAGCUGGAUGGAGAAAAAGACCCAGACUUCAGUCAGUCACAAGAUGGUGCAAAGCGACUAAAGUUGAGUGACAGCAGCACGCCAUCGACUGCUGCUGUUCCUGUGACCAAUGCGACUAAGCUAGGAGGGAUCAGGAGAAGCACCCGGCACAGGAAACUCCGUGGAGAGAAAGCACUCAUUGUUUCAGCUAAUCAGACGCUAAAAGAGCUGAAAAUACAAAUUAUGCAUGCCUUCUCUGUGGCUCCAUUUGACCAGAACCUCUCAAUCGAUGGGAAAAGUCUGACCGAUGACUUAGCCACACUGGGCAGUCUGGGCGUCAUCCCAGAAAGUAUCAUCUGUUUAAAGGCUGAUGAGCCAAUAGCAGAUUAUGCUGCGAUGGAUGAUGUCUAUCAGGUGAGGAUGCCUGAAGAAGGAUUUAAAGGCACUGGGCUUCUUGGGCACUAAGGACGGCUGUGCUGUGUACGCUUGAAUCGGACAGAUGGAUUUUUUUUUUUUUUAAAGCUUGAAUUUGUCAAGUGUCCAUAUAUAAAUAAGUGCUUUAAUUUGUGGGUUUUUUUACAUUUUGAGUAGGUUUUCUUUGAUAAAACUGUGACUAUGUUUUGCAAAGCCGCUGUUUUUCUCAAGAUAAAGUUAGCUGGCCUGUGAUAUUUAAAAUUCCCGACCAUUCUGAAGGACUCUGUGGUAGGGCUUCAGCCUCACUGAAGCAGCUAAAAUAAUUGUUGUAUUCUGGGGAUGGCCUCAAUUCUACUGUUAGUCAAGAAAAUUUAGUCAACUGUUUUUAAUUAUGGCAGAUGAAAAAAAUCAAAACAAUGGUCUUUCUAUUAUGUGGAAGCUUGUGUUCUCACUGCAACGUUUUCAGGUUUGUCAAAAAAAAAUGCACGAUUAACUAUAUUACCAAUAUAACUGCUCUUAAAUGUUAGAACAUUAAUUACCUCUACAGCAAAUCUAUACCCAUAUACUCCAUGUGGCAUUUAAAAUACAUAGCUACAAGGUAUGUACAGAGGCUGAGUCCCGCAGGUUUCAACAAUGUAAACCUCUCGACCUGGAAGUGAGAAACGGAAUACAAGCAGUGAUAUGUCCUUUCCUUUACACUGUUAUUUCUUAUGGAUAAUAAAGUUAUUUUCAAAGCA
Molecule: messenger RNA, 4178 nt
Organism: Acanthochromis polyacanthus (spiny chromis)
Lineage: Eukaryota; Metazoa; Chordata; Actinopteri; Pomacentridae
Gene: usp48
Product: ubiquitin specific peptidase 48
Exons: 27
Coding region: 340-3492 (1050 amino acids)
Biological process (GO): protein deubiquitination
Cellular component (GO): cytosol; nucleus
Molecular function (GO): cysteine-type deubiquitinase activity; protein binding; cysteine-type endopeptidase activity
Source: RefSeq, a predicted model, not a curated record